UGCCCGGUUCUGAGGCAGGUGCCAGGCAGUAGGGACUUAGGCACGGGACGGAAGCCUGCAGUCUGUCUGCAGCUGCGGCCCCAGAGAGGUGGUAACUUGCAGGUAGCAGGUGAACGGUGUCCCUUCUAUGCCCAGAAGCCUCAAGUGGAUCCCCCAGAAUCACAAGCUGCUCUAUUUACUUCCUUGGGGUGGAUUCCUGGAAGUGGAAUUAAUGCGUCAAGGGAUAUCAGCUUUUCAAAGGCUUGGUACAGGCUGCCAAAUUGUUUACCAGAAAGGGGGCUCAUCAGCUUCUGGACACCACCAUGACUUCAAGCUACACCAGGUCUUCAAGAUCGUGGAAUCAAAUCCAUACAGAAGAUCAAAUCCUGAAUAUCCAAGCCACUUUGGCAGAACUUUGCGUGGACGUGCUCAGACCAGGAUCUUGGAGCAAAAGCAAAGACCCUGGCAUCAUCCAGGCAGGAAAACUGAGGGAUCUUCAAGUCACAGGACCUCAGAAGGAUCUGCAUCUCCCACCAAGGCUACAAGAUGCUCCCAGGCUUCUGCUAAGGCCAGUGCACACCCACAAAGAAAAUGGAGAAAUCAACCUCGAAAGCUUAUGUCAGCAAAGCAUUUAAAGAGGCUUUCAUCAGAGUCGCAUGGGAAAGUCAAAGGAUGUGCAACAGACUUCACGAUCAGAAAACUGAGACACAGAGAGGUUGCACAGCUUGCCCAAGGGCACACAGCUAGCAAACGGCAGUUGAAUGAGAGCUCCGUGAGGGCAGGAGUGUUGUCUGUUUUGUCCCUCACUUUGUCCCCAGCGUCUGAAACAGUUCCUGGUCCCUGGAACGCCACAGGACGAUGCCCACAUUCCCAGGCACCAUCAGACUCAGAAAAAGUCACCGAGAAACCCUGUGCUUGAGGCUUCAGAGAAAAAUCCAUCUGUAUUCUUAAGGUGUCAUAAAGAGAAUCUUCCCUUGCCCUCUGGGGAGUGUCUCAGAGGUCAGAGUGGCAACUGCAUCUCUCAUUCAAAAUGGGAAGUCUUUGAAAUAAAGUUUCCACCCCAACUGAACGAUGAAGAGUUCCAUCAAAAGCUAAAUUUAUUUCUACCAAGAAUAUAUUUAAACAUUUUCUUUUAAAGUUUUUCCAUCUCUUCAGGUAUAUUGCGCUCAAUAACAUCCUUAUCACCCCACCAAUAACAUCCCUAUCACUGCCAAUGAUAACGUCCCUACUUAAAGGAAAGGUGGUAUGUGUGUACAAUGGAACAUUAUUCAACCAUGAAAAAGAAGACGAUCCUGCCAUUUGCAACAACAUGGAUGGACCUGGAAGGCAUCGUGCUUAGUGAAAUAAGUCAGACAAAGAAAGGCAAACACUGGAUGAUAUCACUCAUAUGUAGAAUCUAAAAACGUCAAACUCAAAGAAAUGUAGAGUAGAAUGGUGGUUACCAGGAGCUAGGGGGGUAGGGGAAAUGGGGGCAUGUUGGUCAAAGGGUACGAAUUUCCAGUUAUAAGAUGAAUACAUUCUGAGGAUGUAAUGGACACCAUGAUGAUUGUAGUUAACAAUACUGUAUGUGCUGUAUAAUUGAAAUUUGCUAAGGGAGUAGAUGUUAAUAUUUUCAGCACACAUGGGAAAUGGUAACUUUGGAUUAACGUGGUAGUCAUUUAACAAUAUCUCAAAUCAUCACAUUGUACACCUUAAA
Molecule: messenger RNA, 1675 nt
Organism: Balaenoptera acutorostrata (minke whale)
Lineage: Eukaryota; Metazoa; Chordata; Mammalia; Artiodactyla; Balaenopteridae
Exons: 8
Coding region: 128-898 (256 amino acids)
Source: RefSeq, a predicted model, not a curated record